AUGUUCCUCAGCGGGACGCCGGCGGUGGUCAACCCCCUUCUCGAUGAACAUGGUGACGCCGUGGAAGUGGCGGAGGAUCUGGAGCUCGAUGUUGCGCGCCCGAGCUGCGUGGUGCCCCGGAACAAGGGCGGGGAGCCAGCCCACGAUGACUUUCAUGCAGUGGACUGGUUCGCAUUCAUGCUCAUCACGGCAAGCUUCAUGAUCUGCGUCGUGUUCCUACAUGACGUAGGCGGCAUUGUUGUGCACCUGGCCCCAGGAGAGGGUGAUGGGGUUGAGAAAGAGAGGGGACAGCACUGA
Molecule: messenger RNA, 297 nt
Organism: Sparassis crispa
Lineage: Eukaryota; Fungi; Basidiomycota; Agaricomycetes; Polyporales; Sparassidaceae
Exons: 2
Coding region: 1-297 (98 amino acids)
Source: RefSeq, a predicted model, not a curated record